AUGGUAAAAUAUCUUAUGUCAGUUCAUCAGUUCAGCAUCCCUUGUCGGCUCGUCUCGGACAACGAACGACAGUUCAUAGGAUGGAGGCUCAAUGAGUGGCGCAAAGGUUAUGGCAUUGUGCAGGCUUUCACCUCGGUGGCCUACCCCCAGAGCAAAGGCCAGGCGAAAGUCACCAAUCGGGAAAUCCACAGAGGGUUACGAGCUCGGUUCGGCCACGCUGGAGGCAGUUGGGUCAAUGAACUCCCUAGCGACUUGUGGGCCUAUUGCACCACAUUGAGAGAGGUGACUGACGUCACACCGUUUCAUCUGAUGUAUGGAGGUGAAGCAGUGGUUCCAGUGGAAGUUGGAGUAGAGUCCGACUGGGUGCAGCUCUACGAUGAGGAGAACGUUGAAAGGAGACUCAUGGAGCUCAACCUAGUGGACGAAGCCUAG
This is a messenger RNA of Zingiber officinale, 432 nucleotides long. RefSeq lists its product as uncharacterized. Gene Ontology annotation, molecular function: nucleic acid binding. The record is from RefSeq and is a predicted model, not a curated record. NCBI's taxonomy places the organism in Eukaryota, Viridiplantae, Streptophyta, Magnoliopsida, Zingiberales, Zingiberaceae. The coding region runs from base 1 to 432 and encodes 143 amino acids. Gene Ontology annotation, biological process: DNA integration. The transcript has a single exon.